AUGUCGUUGCAACCGUCUUCCACGCUACCCCAAUCCCCUGAAAGCACCGCCGUCGUCAAGACGCCCUCGAAUGGUUCGUCGAAGCAGUUCUCCCGAUUGGGCCGUCUCUUGACUCAGCCUCUUCAGCACCUCUGGGUUCGUCUGCUCUAUCUCGUCUUGAUGCUGGCCGCGUGGAUGGCGGAUUUGGCCCUCGGCUGGCUCAUCUACCGCGAUUCUGUGCUCCAACUGCCCGGUCUGGUGUUCGGUGUCGUCGAGACCGGUCUCUUGACCGCCAUGCUCACGUUCAAUCUGGUCGCUCUGAUAGCUUUUGGUCUGGAGGCCAUGGCUCUGACCAAUCUCUACUGGGCUGAAGAGGACACUUGGCUGAUGCUGGACCUUGUCGCCUGCCUCACCCUCUGGCUGGCCUGGCUGCCCAACUGCCUGACCCACACCUAUUUGGCGGCCUGUCGUGAGUCGGCCGUAUCCAUCGGCCUGCUAGCCAAAGCGGUCGUCUUCCUAUUCCUACUCUUCAUCCGUUGUCUUGCCCAUCUCAUGUACUACCUAAGCAGCCUGGAGCAGGAGGACGGCUACCUGCAGGUGGCCGCCUCCAGCAUCCCUAGCCUCGGUCGGCCCGCCAAGGCCUCUUCGGACAGCGAGCAGACCUGCACUGAGACAGAUCCACUCACCGAAAAGCCCAAAAGAAGGCAGGUCAUCGUCUGUUGUGACGUCCGACGAGUGACUGGGUUGCGUCGUUUCUGGUGCACCAUUCGAGGCUUCUUCUUCUUUGGCCUCAUUGUCAUGUUCUUCUGUAACCUGCUCAUCUUUAAGUUCACCUUUGUACAGACCUACCAAGGCCAUUUGGAGUGGCGAAAAAUACCCUACGGUCAGCCCUCUAACCUUCUCAACAACAUGGCUGAGCGCUAUUUUGCGGAUGUUGACAUCUUCGUCAGAUACAAUCUCCUCAAAUUUCCAGGCUCGGAAGAGGCCAGUGAAGAUGACGCAUGGAUUCGUAUAAUUGGCUUACAUGAUCUUUUCAAGUCACAAGAAAAUGGCGAAAAACUCACAUUCGAACUGGUCAGUCUGAAUCUGACACGACAGACUCUCAUCUUUUUUACCUCCAGCAACCAGGAGGACAGCAACUCGACCUCACGAGUCACAUGCUGGGAGUUGGUG
This is a messenger RNA of Protopolystoma xenopodis, 1152 nucleotides long. The record is from the annotation of a GenBank genome assembly. Lineage: Eukaryota; Metazoa; Platyhelminthes; Monogenea; Polystomatidea; Polystomatidae.